CCAGCGGCGACAAAAAAAUUUUUCUGUCACUACUCUACGAUAUUAUAGCGAAACGAAUUCGACGAAUCUUUAGUACCUUUAUUGAGCACAAGACAAGCUAUCAUGGAUGUCAAGAACCUUUCAGAAUAUAUUUACCUGAAUCUACUUUUCCUGAAUGAUGAAUUUGAAUUUGGACAACCGUCAUGAAGCCUCCUGUACUAGAGUCGAGUGGAAAUUACUGACACUGUUGCUACCACCUGGUCCACCUUGCGGUUUGGGAUGAAUUAUUUCCCACUCUUUAUGUUGAUCUACAUCUAAUUUUACCGUGAUCAGCAAGAGCACCUGCUCGACUUGUGGUCCUGUGGAGCACGCGCAAGGCAGAAGGAGCAGCUUGAGCUUUGAGAUAGACCUAUACUAUUGUUUAGAACUGUACCUACUUCUACACUGGAAGAACGAACUCAACUCACGAGAACAGACACGACCUGCAAGGUUACCACAGAGGACACAACAAUGGGCGUGCUGCACGAACCGUGGUAUAAGAGGAUGCGACACAGGACUGUACAAAUGAAGGACGAGAACUAAAUGUUGUACUAUUUCGAGAUAGCAGGAGCACAGAUUCAUAACUGUAAAAUUGCAACUGGAUGAAUAAGAUGUAAACUUAGAAAUAG
Molecule: messenger RNA, 647 nt
Organism: Amoebophrya sp. A120
Lineage: Eukaryota; Dinophyceae; Syndiniales; Amoebophryaceae
Source: the annotation of a GenBank genome assembly